Tigriopus californicus is the source of this 1555-nucleotide messenger RNA. RefSeq names its product TGF-beta-activated kinase 1 and MAP3K7-binding protein 1-like. NCBI's taxonomy places the organism in Eukaryota, Metazoa, Arthropoda, Copepoda, Harpacticoida, Harpacticidae. Gene Ontology annotation, biological process: protein dephosphorylation. Bases 133 to 1485 code for a protein of 450 amino acids. Gene Ontology annotation, molecular function: protein serine/threonine phosphatase activity. The record is from RefSeq and is a predicted model, not a curated record. The transcript has a single exon.
UUGACAGUUCUAGCAUCAGCUGAUCUAUUCUAUUCAUGUUCAUAGUUAAAACAACACCUACUCACAUGUUGGUUACCGAAGGAUACGCGUACCUAACUAGCUAACUGGUAUCCUGGCACGUAGUUCAACAUCAUGGAGAACUUGGCCAAUUGGACCGACGACAUCCCUCUGUGCAAGAAUGCGGGCAUCGGCAGUGCCAAUAACGAAAUCUACCGUAAAGACGGCAAACGGCUCGAGAUGCACCCCAUGCAAGACCGAUACUUUCAUUUCAGUCAAGAGGAUCUCCAGCUCAGCACCUACGGUCUCUUCGAUGGGUUUGGCGGUCCUGGUUGUGCCGACUUUGCCAUGAAACGCAUGCCCGUGGACUUGCUCUUGGGACAAUUGUCCGCCAACAGCACCGACGAGGCCGUCAAGGACACGCUAAGACAGGCUUUCCUGAACGUAGAGCGGGAUUACAUCGAGUCCAUCACCGAAUCCAUCACCUCGCACAUGGUCAUGAAGUUUGACACAUCCGUUCGAUCUUCGAAUGAUCCCAAACUCCGUCGCUUGGAAAGCAUUUUGGCCGUUGGAACAUCGGCCACGGUGGUGGUGACGGUCAAUCAGAAGCUGUUCGUGGCCAAUGUAGGCGAUUCCCCGGCGGUCAUAUGCCAAUUGAUGCCCAACGGGCGAGUACGGGCUCUGCAACUGUCUUGUGACCACACCUUGGGCAACGAAGAUGAAGUGUUGCGGUUAGCCCAAGUGGGUUUGAAUCAAUCUGAUCACUUGAGAUUGGUCCAACCGGGAUACACGCGGUGCUUGGGCUGUCAUCGAGUUAAGGGCGGGUAUAAAGAUGUCCCAGAAUUGAGCUGUGCCCGGGAUGAGCCCGUCUUGGCUGAACCCGAGGUUCAGGGAGGGAUUCCCUUGGAUCCAUCAUAUCAGUUCCUGUUGAUCUUCUCGCGAUCCAUUACCGAUUGCUUGAGUCAGGUGGUGUCCACUGAGACUGGCGAUAUUUUAAGUGAGUUGUGUCGGAUCACGGCCGAUCAAUUCACGGAAAACACCACACUCACGGGCGUGGCACAGAGUGUGGUGGAUAAAAUUGUCCGGAUGCACCGAGAACAAUGCGAGACUCGGACCGAUUCACUCACCUCGUGCACUUCCAGAGAAGAUAUGUCGUUGUUGGUGCGGAAUUUUAACGCUAAAUUGUCUUUGGGGCGGAGGAAGAAAGUGAGUCAGGAUUUGAUUAUGUCCAUCGCCACGCCUUCGCAAGACUUGUUGAUGACGGCGCACAAUGAGACCAUUGUUUCGAACCCGCCGAGACACAGACCUACACGAUCCUCCACCACCACAGAAAGUUCCGAUGUUGCAGUGAAAGUCAGGGACUUACCCGUGGAUGAAAACGGCCGCAUCAAGCCUUAUGUUGAUUUCUCUCACUUCAAUCGUGAGUUUGCCAACUACAAGGCCCGCAAUACCUUGAUUCCGCCCCUGAAUGGUGGGACAGAGUCAUGAGCUAUUCACGAAAAAUUGUUAUUUACCAUGUUUGUUCUAUUGAACCAAAUAAAGUCAGAUAUUCAGUUAA